AAAGCGCAUGCUUGUUUCUGCUGGACUGGAAGCUAGCUGCUGCUUGUCUGCGCGUCAAUACUGUGGUUCAGAGUUCGUGCGCGCUGUUAAGUGAGUUUAUUUAUCAGUUGCUUUCGCCCAAUUCAUGUGUCGGUGAAUUCGAAUAUAGGAUAUAGUUUCUGUUACGGUCAUCAGGAGGCAGCAUAAAACUAACCUAAGUUGUUAUUGUAUCAGUUGUACAGGCAAAAUUGUGAGUGUCCUUUUUUGUGUGUGAUCAAUUGGAAGACUUUUCUCUACUGUAUUUUUACGCUGCGAGUGUAGAUUGCCAAGUUUGCUUCUCUACCGUAUUAUUUUGUUCGUUGACGUGGUAUCAUUCGCGUUUCAGGUUGGAAGUGUUAUUAAACUUGAGACAGAAGUGUUCACACCCCGUCUCUGAAAACGCAGACAGGAAGGACACGCAAGGUCCUAAUGUCCCACGAGCCCUGGUCGUUGCCGCCAAAAGAUGGCUUGUACGACCCCGUCAACGAACGAGACGCGUGUGGCGUUGGAUUCAUCGUGGCGAUUGACGGACGGCGAUCUCACAAGAUCGUCCGAGACGCCGAGAAACUGGCGAUGCGGAUGAACCACCGCGGGGCCUGCGCCUGUGACAACGACACCGGAGAUGGCGCCGGGGUGCUCACGGCAAUCCCGCACGCUUUUUAUGCCCAGGAACUGAGGGACCAGCAGAGCGUGGACUUGCCUCCUUUCGGGCGCUACGCCACGGGGAUCGUGUUCCUGGACAAGACGCACCACCAGGACAGCGAGGCCGCCUUCGCCCUGCUCGCAGAGGAAUGCCAGCUGCAGGUGCUCUGCUGGCGCACGGUUCCGACGGACAGCGCCGGAAUCGGGGACGUGGCCCGGAACAGCGAGCCCUUCAUGAGACAGGUGUUCGUGACGGGAGACCAGGACGACGAGACGCUGAAACGUCAGGUAUUCGUUCUCCGCAAGAGAGCCACCCAUCAGAUUCCGCGGCCUGGGACACGGUUUUACGUGUGUUCUUUGUCGCUGUACGUUGUGGUGUACAAGGGACAGUUCACGUCGGAUCAGCUCUGGACUUACUUCAAAGAUUUGAAGUCGCCUAAUUACGACACUUACUUGGCGCUGGUGCACACCCGAUUCUCAACUAACACGUUCCCUAGCUGGGAGAGAGCGCAUCCUUUACGGUGCGUGGCUCACAACGGAGAAAUCAACACACUUAGGGGCAAUGUGAACCUCAUGAAGGCACGUGAAGGCGUCAUGAAAAGCUCUGCGUUUGGUAGCGACCUGAAGAAGCUGUAUCCCGUCGUAGAACCCAACCUGUCCGAUUCGGGAGCCGUCGAUUGCGUGCUGGAAUUCCUCGUCAUGGCUGGAAAUCGACCGAUGCCCGAAGCCGUGAUGACUAUGGUACCUGAGGCGUGGCAGAAUGAUCGGACGAUGCCCGCUGACAAGAGGGACUUCUAUCACUGGUCUGCCUGCGCGAUGGAGCCGUGGGAUGGACCCGCACUACUCACGUUUACGGACGGACGUUAUGUCGGUGCCAUUCUGGACAGGAAUGGUUUGCGUCCUUCACGUUUCUACGUGAUGAAGGACAACGUGAUGGUCAUGGCAUCAGAGGUCGGAGUCUAUGAUACGGAUCCCAGCAACGUUCUUCUCAAGAGCCGGUUGAAACCUGGAAGGAUGUUACUCGUUGAUACAAAGGAGAGGACGAUGAUCCAAGACGUAGAAGUGAAGAAAAGAAUCGCCGCAAGUCGCCCACACACACUCUGGCUCAAAGAGCAGGGGAUUCUGAUGGCUGAUCUUCGCGCAGAGCACGAAGGUAUCAAGAAGAACGCAGUUGUGACCAAUGGAAACGUUGAAGAAGUUGUUGAUACUGUGGACACAGGGAGUGUGUAUGGCAUUACUGAUGAAGGUCUUGCAAAAGUGUGGGAUGGAGACAGAAGGCUGUCACUGUUUAGUUACACCAUUGAGACGAUCAGCUUCCUGUUACUGCCGAUGAUGCAAACGAAGAAGGAAGCUCUUGGGUCGAUGGGUAACGACGCUCCACUGGCUUGCCUCUCGUCAUUUCACCCGCUGCCAUAUGAUUACUUUAAACAGCUGUUUGCGCAGGUGACGAACCCGCCCAUCGAUCCAUUCCGAGAGAAGGUCGUGAUGUCGUUGAAGUGUCCCAUCGGGCCCGAAGCCAAUUUGCUGGAGCCGAGUGAAAAGCAGUGCCACCGUCUGUUACUGCCCCACCCCAUUCUGUCGCUGUACGACCUGGAGGUCAUCAAAGCGACCAGGCAUCGAGGAUGGAAAACAAAAGUGAUAGAUAUCACAUUUGAUACAGAGGAAGGACCGAAAGUUCUAGCAAAGGCUCUGGACAGGAUCUGUGAGGAGGCGUGCAAGGCUGCGCAAGACAACUACCAGUUCAUUGUUCUGUCUGAUAGAAAGGCUGGAGCUAGCAGGAUCCCUGUGAGCGUACUUCUUGCCCUGGGCGCCACACACCACUACCUCAUCGAGGAGCGGCAAAGGAUGAAAGUGGGACUCAUUCUGGAGACAGCUGAAGCCAGAGAGGUGCAUCACAUGUGCGUAUUGCUGGGAUAUGGAGCAGAUGCUGUCUGUCCGUAUCUGGUAUUUGAAAUAUCUCAAGCCCUCCGGAAAGAAGGAGUCCUCGAUUCUUCAUUGACAGACGACGUAUUAUACAGAAAUUAUUCAGAUGCCAUGGAGCGAGGAAUUGCCAAGGUGAUGGCCAAGAUGGGUAUUUCAACCUUGCAGUCCUACAAAGGAGCCCAGAUCUUCGAGGCGGUCGGUCUUGCAGACGAAGUUAUAGAAAAGUGUUUCAGAGGAACACAUUCUCGCAUUGGAGGUGUCACAUUUGAGAUACUUGCUAAGGAAGCGUUCGAACGGCACUACCUUUCCUACGGUGAUCAUACUUGUGACAUGCUUGUGUUGAGGAACCCAGGCCUCUACCACUGGCGAAGUGGUGGGGAGAAGCACAUCAAUGAUCCACUCAGCAUUGCCAAUCUACAAGAAGCAGCUGUAAACAAAAGUAGCAAUGCCUAUGACCGCUUCCGUGAAUCAACAAUGGAAUGUGUCAAGUCUUGUGCUUUACGAGGACAGCUGGAACUGGUUACAUCAGAUAAUCCUAUUGACGUCAGCCUGGUAGAACCAGCAUCUGAGAUAGUCAAGAGGUUUGCUACAGGUGCUAUGAGUUUUGGAAGCAUAUCGUUAGAGGCGCACACGACUCUGGCUCUGGCCAUGAAUAAAGUUGGAGGAAAAUCCAAUACGGGAGAAGGAGGUGAAGAUGCUGACAGGUACCUUGACCAAGACCCAGAACACAACAAGCGCUCUGCCAUCAAGCAGGUUGCCAGUGGUCGCUUUGGAGUGACCAGCUCAUAUCUGGCUCAUGCAGAUGACCUGCAGAUCAAGAUGGCACAAGGAGCCAAGCCUGGAGAGGGGGGCGAGCUUCCUGGACAUAAAGUAACCAAGGAAAUAGCAACCACGCGACACUCCGUGCCAGGGGUCGGCCUCAUCUCACCUCCUCCACAUCACGAUAUUUAUUCCAUUGAAGACUUAGCAGAACUGAUCUAUGAUCUGAAAUGUGCCAACCCUAAUGCCAGGAUAUCAGUUAAGUUGGUGUCAGAAGUUGGAGUUGGCGUAGUAGCAUCAGGAGUUGCCAAGGGAAAGGCAGAGCACAUUGUGAUCUCAGGACAUGAUGGUGGUACUGGAGCAAGCUCAUGGACGGGCAUCAAGAACGCAGGCUUGCCGUGGGAGCUCGGUGUUGCCGAAACACACCAGGUGCUUGUACUGAACAAUCUUCGUUCAAGGGUUGUGCUCCAGGCUGAUGGACAAAUACGAACAGGUUUUGAUGUUUUGGUGGCUGCACUGCUGGGAGCAGAUGAGUUUGGCUUCAGCACAGCCCCUCUGAUUGUUAUGGGUUGCACCAUGAUGCGCAAGUGCCAUCUCAAUACGUGUCCUGUUGGUAUUGCCACCCAGGAUCCUGUCCUCAGGAAGAAAUUUGAGGGAAAACCUGAACAUGUGAUCAACUAUCUCUUCAUGUUGGCAGAGGAGAUUCGAGGCCACAUGGCAAGUCUAGGUGUCCGAAAAUUCCAAGACCUGGUCGGACGCACGGAUCUUUUGAGAGUGGGUGAUACUGGUAAUCCAAAAGCCAAAACACUGAACUUCAGCCUCAUCCUGAAGAACGCACUGCAUAUGCGACCUGGAGUUAACAUUGUUGGGGGUUCCCAGAGGCAGGACUUCCAGCUGGAGAAGAGGCUGGACAAUGAGCUGAUAGAAGCAGCUGCCCCAGUUUUGCAGGGAGUGAAAUCUAGGGUCGAUAUUGUGAUGAAAAUAUCCAACGAAGACCGUGCAUUUGCUUCAACCCUUAGUUAUCAUAUUUCCAUGAGACGUGGUGAUGCCGGAUUGCCAGACCGCAGCAUCAAUGUGAGGCUUACAGGAUCUGCUGGGCAGAGCUUCUGUGCCUUCAUGACAAAGGGAAUUCAUGUCACCCUGGAAGGAGAUGCUAAUGAUUACGUGGGAAAGGGAUUGUCUGGUGGUGAAGUCAUCAUUUAUCCUCCAAGGGAUUCCUCUCCAGACUUCAAGUCAGAACUCAAUGUAAUUGUUGGCAAUGUGUGCUUAUAUGGCGCUACAAGUGGAAAGGCGUUCUUCAGAGGUAUCGCGGCUGAGAGGUUCUCUGUGCGGAACUCAGGAGCGGUGGCUGUCGUAGAGGGUGUGGGUGACCAUGGUUGUGAGUAUAUGACUGGUGGCUGUGCUGUGAUUUUAGGCUUGACAGGUCGCAACUUUGCGGCUGGUAUGUCUGGCGGCAUUGCCUAUAUUCUGGAUGUAGACGAUUCCUUCAGAAGCAAAUGCAACAUGGAGAUGGUAGAAUUGUUCCCACUUGAACUGGAGGAAGAUCUUAAUUAUGUGAAGAGUCUGUUGAAAGAGUUCCAAGAGAAAACUGGAUCUCUUAUUGCUGAGGAUUUAUUGAGAACGUGGCCUGCACCUGCUUCCAGAUUUGUCAAGGUGUUCCCACGUGAAUACCAGCGUGCGUUGCGGCAGUUGGCUGAGGAAGGGGCUCAACAGGCGGUGCAGCAGGCUGUCAACGGGAAACUGAACGAGUCCAAAGUCAGAGAUAUCGAAGAGUCGGUGUUGGACGGAGUAUUUGAAAAGAAGCGGCUUGAUAAGAUUCUUGAUAAAACAAGGGGUUUUAUUAAGUACAAGCGAGAGACAGGGAUGUAUCGCCUUGCAGAGAAGAGACUGAAAGAUUGGGAAGAAAUCUAUAAUUUUGGGCACGUCCGCAAGGGACUGCGGGUACAAGCAGCACGGUGUAUGGAAUGCGGUGUUCCGUUUUGCCAGAGCUCUCAUGGCUGUCCUCUUGGCAACAUCAUCCCAAAGUGGAACGAUCUUGUGUUCCACAACAGUUGGAAAGAAGCUCUGAAUCAACUGUUGCAGACAAACAACUUCCCAGAGUUUACCGGGAGGGUUUGUCCUGCGCCAUGCGAAGGCGCAUGUGUGUUAGGAAUCAGUGAACCACCAGUGACCAUCAAGAACAUUGAGUGUGCCAUCAUUGAUCAUGCAUUUGAACAAGGCUGGAUUAAUCCAGAACUGCCUGUUCUUAGGACAGAGAAGAAGGUGGCAGUUGUUGGAUCUGGACCAUCAGGCUUGGCAGCCGCUCACCAGCUAAACAAGGCUGGGCACUUGGUGACUGUGUUUGAGCGGAAUGAUCGUGUCGGUGGGUUGCUGCAGUAUGGCAUACCGACUAUGAAGUUGUCCAAGGAAGUUGUCCAGAGAAGAGUUUCGCUUUUGGCCAAGGAAGGCAUCGAGUUCAAAACGAACAUUAAUGUUGGCAAGGAUAUUUCAGCCAAGGAUCUGUAUGAGGAGUAUGAUGCAUUAUUACUGUGCACUGGAGCCACGUGGCCUCGUGACCUACCUAUUCCUGGAAGACAGCUGGAAGGUAUUCAUUUUGCUAUGACAUUCCUUGAAAGCUGGCAGAAGAAGCAGAUGGGCAAUAUUGUGGAUCAGCCGUAUCUUUUGGCCAAGGAUAAGGAUGUCAUCGUUAUUGGUGGAGGUGACACUGGCUGCGACUGUAUUGCUACGUCUCUUAGACAGGGGGCCAAAUCUAUCACCACGUUUGAGAUCCUUCCAGAACCACCAGGAAAGCGGGCUAGAGACAACCCUUGGCCCCAGUUCCCAAGGGUAUUCAAAGUAGACUAUGGCCAUGAGGAGGUGCAGCUGAAGUUUGGCCGAGAUCCUCGCCAGUUCAGUACACUCAGCAAGGAGUUUGUUGAUGACGGUAAAGGCCACGUAGCAGGGAUCAGAUCUGUGACUGUGAACUGGACGAAAGAUGAAACUGGACGCUGGAAAAUGGAGGAAGCUCCAGACUCGGAGAAGGUUUAUAAGUGUGACUUAGUGCUUCUUGCAAUGGGAUUCUUGGGGCCUGAAAAGUACAUUUCCUCUGAGCUUGACCUGACUCUGGACCCACGAAGCAACUAUCACACUCCAAGCGGUCGUUAUUGCACAUCAGUCCCAAAGGUGUUCGCUGCUGGAGAUUGUCGACGUGGGCAGUCCCUGGUCGUGUGGGCAAUAUCGGAAGGGCGGCAGGCAGCGCGUGAAGUGGAUGCGUUCCUCAUGGGUUCUUCAACAUUGCCUGGGCCUGGAGGUGUUAUUACCGUGAUUACCAAUAGUCAGAAAGGGUAAAGCAGUCAGGAUCGUGUACCUGCGAGGUAUGCUAGCCACUGUACGGUAAGUCCUGUGCUAGAUGGGUUGAUUUGUCGAAGGUAACUGGCCAAAUUUUUGUCUUCCAACUGGCGUGAGAAUGGAACAAGUGCAUUGAAAGCCAGUAGGUUUAGAAACCAAAAGGGUGUAAGUAACUCUUGAAGGUGAAUAUUGAAGGUUGUAUUAUUGCAUUGGAGGCCCACAUCUCAUUGGUUCUGUUUAAUGGUAUUUUGCUUGUGAUAUAAAUACUACAUAGCGAGCAGCACAAUACAGCUGUCUGUAUUCCUAGACCUUGUUACUGUAGAAGCAUUUGCUAUAUUACACAAAAAUGUAUUUCCAACAUUCAUAUUAUGUGUUGACAUUUCAAUUUCAUUUAUGAAUAUGAAGUUUAAAAUUCGUUAUAUAAAGUUAUGAUAAAUUUUACUGAUUCACUUAUUGAAUGUACAGUAUACAGUAGUAUCUGAUAGUUAAGAUACAAAGUGUUUCAACAGGAUUAAGUGUAUAGUGCCCAGUAUGUAAUUCCAGAGGCUGAGUCUUAGAAUUGCCUUGAUAGGCUAUGGAAACAUUGUCCACACAUUUUACUUCUUCAUGUAAUGGUAUACUAUGACUGUAUUUUGAUUUUUAAAAAUAUAAUGAUUUCAGGGAAGUUUGAGUAGCUGUUGUAGUGGGAAAUAAAACACCAAAUACAUAAUGAAAAUAAAGGCACUGUUGAAUUGUAUUAAAUGGCAAGUUAAUGAGAUGAAAUAAAUUGAAGAAGGUAUAA
Messenger RNA from Zootermopsis nevadensis, 7450 nucleotides. Lineage: Eukaryota; Metazoa; Arthropoda; Insecta; Blattodea; Termopsidae. The record is from RefSeq and is a predicted model, not a curated record.